Molecule: messenger RNA, 1022 nt
Organism: Achroia grisella
Lineage: Eukaryota; Metazoa; Arthropoda; Insecta; Lepidoptera; Pyralidae
Product: chymotrypsinogen B-like
Exons: 1
Coding region: 69-1010 (313 amino acids)
Biological process (GO): proteolysis
Molecular function (GO): serine-type endopeptidase activity
Source: RefSeq, a predicted model, not a curated record
GCCAUCUAAAAAUCUUCGGUUUUUUGCCGUUGAUUUAAUAACAAAAAUUCCAAUGUGAAAAACAAUUAAUGUUCUUAAAAAGUUAUGUUGCAGUUCUUCUUGCAUUAACUCUAAUCGUUGCAUCUGAAAGAGACAGACGAGUGAUAACCACGCUGAGGUUCUCAAGAUACUACGUAAAGCCAACAGUUGUGAACGGGGAACCAGCGAGACCUAACGAAUUUCCUUACUUGGUUUCUUUAAAGGAACCUAUUCAGAGAAUAACUGAUUCUAUAAAAAAAUGGGUCAGCUUCUGCGGUGGAAGUAUUAUAAGCGAGUCAAAAGUGCUCACGGCAGCGCAUUGUUUUGAAUCUCACAAUUUUUACUAUCUCCGAAAUCCUAAACCGAUACGGGCCGUCGCUGGAAAUCUACAUACAGACUUAAUACAUUCCGGUGAAACGGUGACCACUAAAAACACACAGUGGCGUAGAAUAGCAAAAAUAAUAAUACACAGACAUUUCUAUUUCCCUACAAAUGAUAUAGCUUUGUGCUUUGUUGAUAAAAUUUGGGUUUUCAAUAGUAACGUUGAUUACAUUAUCACGGCCAGAUGGAGGACAGAUUAUGACGCGAAAUGUGUAGCAAGCGGAUACGGCAAGACAAAGAGUAAUGUGAUAGACUCAAUUUCACCCGUGUUGCUAAUGGCAAAGAUAUCAGUUCUAUCUCAGAGAGCAUGCUCGAAACUGUGGGAGAUAAAUAUGGACAGCUUCAUAUGUACAGAUUCCGCUUUAACGGAUGUCGCGGAAGGCGACUCUGGAGGACCUUUAGUGUGUCGAGGGACUUUAGAUCCUACAGAGAAUGGCUCGAAUGGUUUAUUGGUAGGUGUGGUUAGUGGUAAAAAUUUUGAUUUAACGACUUUGUUUACAAGAGUGUCAGAGUAUCAUGAUUGGAUCGAUAGAAAUUUGGCGAGUUGUCUCAGAAGUGAUAUCUUGUGUUUGAUUAUUAUAAUUUUAGUAAAUUAUUGUUCUUUUUUUUGAGUAAAAUGUUAA